Messenger RNA from Podarcis lilfordi (Lilford's wall lizard), 199 nucleotides. Lineage: Eukaryota; Metazoa; Chordata; Lepidosauria; Squamata; Lacertidae. The record is from the annotation of a GenBank genome assembly.
GCGAGACAGGAUUACUGGUGGCCAAGAUCACUAGCCAUACCCCGUUCUCUGGCUACGAAGGAGACCGACAGAAGUCGGAGAAGAAGAUUCUCCGGGAUGUUUUUACCAAAGGAGACUGCUACUUCAACAGUGGUGACCUCCUGAUGCAAGACCAUGAUGGCUUUCUAUAUUUUCAGGACCGGGUAGGAGACACUUUCCG